UUCUUGAAAUACGUGUUAAUUCAUGGAUUCACCACGGAGUUCGAGGCCAUGAUAUCACUCAUAGUUCCGGAAAUUGUCUCAACCGAGGCCGGCACUGUCUGUGGGCAUGCCAAUUGUGAUUCUUUACGACCCACUCCUCAAUUGGCGUCUUGAGAUUACACGAGAGCACCAUUUCCCCUUUGGAAGACAAUGCUACAGUGCUCGCAUCAGUAUCGAGUCCUGCCUGAAUUCUGCCCCUUCUUCGUCAACUGUUUAUCCCACGCAAACCAACAUUCCUCGUAUACAUCCUUCGCAGACAUCUCAGGGAACCUGAUACUCUCCAGAUCUUCACACCGUUCAUACUCCUCCACGCGCUCCAACGUUCGAGUCUGCCAGGUAGGGAAGAAGGCUGUCGCCUCCUCAUACUCGUACAGCAUGAGAAACGCGCCCUUUGAAGUGACGCUCGCAUCGCCCUCUCCCACCGUGACUCCAACCGGACAAGCGGUCCACGUGUGCGGUACGCCGGGGGCAAUCGACACCAACGUCUUGGGCGGAAUCACGUACCUCUCGCCAUUGAAUUCGACGAGAGCAACGCCAUCCAACACCACAAUCCUCUCGCAGAUGAAUCUCCUCUCGGCCGAUGCUUCGUCAGCUGCUGGGGCAAUGUGAACGUGCCUUGGGAGUCGGUAUUCCGUGGAGAAUUCAAUGAAACCCAAUUGUCCUGCGAACGAGCGCGUGCCGGGGUCGAGUUCGUGCAUGACGACCGGGACAUCUGAGAAGGGUCGUUUAACGUUCGCACCGAUACCAUGUGUGAUGGUACUCCCGUUAGCUAGAGUAAUUCCAUAAAUAUGAGGAGGCGACAUUGCGGGACAGUUGCUUGAUCCGCUUUGCUUGCUGAGUUCUGCU
This is a messenger RNA of Exophiala oligosperma, 885 nucleotides long. RefSeq lists its product as uncharacterized. Lineage: Eukaryota; Fungi; Ascomycota; Eurotiomycetes; Chaetothyriales; Herpotrichiellaceae. The transcript has a single exon. The coding region runs from base 190 to 648 and encodes 152 amino acids. The record is from RefSeq and is a predicted model, not a curated record.